Molecule: messenger RNA, 597 nt
Organism: Lachancea fermentati
Lineage: Eukaryota; Fungi; Ascomycota; Saccharomycetes; Saccharomycetales; Saccharomycetaceae
Source: the annotation of a GenBank genome assembly
AUGAACCGAAUCCGGUUCGCGUACGGCACUACAGAUCAAACUCAAGAACGUUGGUCGACUCUAGCACAACUUACUUGUCCUCUGAGCUCAUGUUGCCCUUUGGAUUCGUCGUCCACACAGAAUCGGCCUUUGCGUCCCUCCAUCGACCUCAACUAUAUACUGCCUCAAACCACCAUUGCCAGCUGCUCACACCGGAGCCUACGAUCAGGUCCGAGCCACCAUGUAGUCCCGUUGGCACAUGAAUGUCGUUUGCGACGGCCAAGUGUCUUGCUGACGAGGAGACCGCAUGAGCGAACAGAGAGCAACUUCAUGACCCGAUUUCCGUCUUUUGCUCGAGCGGCGAAGCCGAUUUGCGAGUACCGCAACCUUUCCAUCACCACCUUCCCAUCUUUCGGCCGGCCAGACGUUGUUCCUGACACCAGCAAUGCACGCACUGUAUGGAGUUAUCUAACGAACCCACAUUCAAGAUGCCUAGUGUAUCUCCCCACCCACAUUGACAGUUAUGAUCCCGUCUAUCCCAAAUUGGACCAGCAUUUCAACUGUCGAAACCGUUGUAGAUCAAUCGCGAUUACUCUUUUCAGCAUCCGUUCGGAAUGA